AGUUACAUUUUUGGUAAGGUAAAAUGCACAUUUAACCACCGACCAAAUUCACAGUUCAACGACCAACCCAAAACCGCAAGAGGAGAAGAAAAAAACCGAAGAGCAUUUUUUGAUAAAAAAGAAAAAUCAGAAAGCAAAGAUCAAAAUUGAAUAAAAAAAUUGGAAUUUCCCCAAAUCUGAAUUGGAACAUUUUCCCUAACCCAGAUUACCCUAAUCGGAUCACGAUUCAACCGCUCACGCCGGUACCGGAUCCUCCGUUCUUCGCCGUUGGUUGAUCUGAGCCACAACCACCCUCCGUCAAACCUCAUUCUUAUCGUUCCUAAGAAAAGGAGGGUGAAAGUGGAGAAUGGAUUGCGCCGUUGGAUCGAUCGUAUGGGUUCGCCGGAGAAACGGGUCUUGGUGGCCGGGUCAAAUACUUGGCGCCGAUGAUAUGUCCACUUCUCAUCUCACUUCUCCUCGGUCAGGAACUCCGGUUAAGCUUCUCGGCAGAGAAGACGCUAGCGUAGAUUGGUACAAUUUGGAGAAAUCCAAGCGUGUAAAGGCAUUCCGUUGUGGCGAGUUUGAUGAUUGUAUUGAAAAGGUUGAAUCCUCUCAUGAGAUGCCUUUAAAGAAAAGAGAGAAAUAUGCCCGUCGUGAAGAUGCCAUUCUUCAUGCUCUUGAACUUGAGAGGCAAUUGGCGAAGAAGCAAGCAAAAUCAGUCAAUGCUUCUGAUCGAACUGAGCGUAGAUUGUCUAGUUCGGUUAAAAAGGGUGUGGUUGUUUUGCCGGUGGAAACCCCGGGAAAUGAUGACAGUGAUGAUGAUGAAAAAUAUGCAUAUUUGAAAUCAUAUGUGUCUUGUGAAAAUGAAAUUGAUGGAGGUUGUUUUCCUUUGGAAGUAGCCAGGGAUGUGGAAGUAGAUCUCUCUGAAGUGACUCCUCGGAUGAGAGACAUGCAGGAUUUUGGACUCAAAAUUCCACCAUUGAAAGGGAACUUCUCAUCUCCCGUGGAUCCACGUGUUUCAAAGAGAAUAUCAGUUGAUGAGGGUGCUCGGGCUCUUGCAAGUGAUAAUCUUUGCAUGGGGAAUGCGCUCCAGGCAAACGGAGCUAGGCAAAUAGCAUACCGUACAAAGAGGAGUAGGUAUUUUUAUUUGCCAGCCGAGUCUGGUGAUUCUCUUGAUAACAAAGAGAGACUAGCCCUUGUUGACACGCCAUCUCCAAAAUUUGGAGGACAGUUUCCUUAUCGUGGUUCUUUGGAUGGAGAGACUGAAUCAACAUUUAUGGAUGAUCUUGAAUCUGGCUCUACAGAAACAGACUCCACCGUCUCUGAUUCAGGUUCAGAUUCUUCUGAGACAGAACCUGACAUGAAUGUAAAGAUGACUAUACUUACAGAAACUGGCCGGGAUUUUGAAGAACAUGAAAGCACAAGUAGUGAGGAGCCUGAUGAAUUAGCAGUCACCAGUGACAUGCCUCACCUCUAUCCUCGUGAACUGAUAACAUGUAAUGAAGCCGUGUCUAAAUGGCAACUAAAAGGGAAAAGGAAUAACCGGAAUCUUGUAAAGAGGUCUUAUGGUGCCCCUGAUGGAAAAGGUAUUAUAUAUGGAGCAGAAGUGGAUUUUGAAGAAGAAAGAACUAAUUCAAGUCACAAGAGAAUGGGUUCAAGUUUAGAUUGCUACAGAAGUGAUUUUAGUGAUGCACUUUAUGACGAUGAUCAAAUGUUUGGAUUGGAAGAUGAAUAUUCUCCCACUCUUAGAGCUGUAUCAAAAAUUCAAAAUGAAACUCAUCGUCGUGUGGAUGACUUGGCCUGGGAUGAACAUUUUGAUUCAAAAGAAUAUUGGGAUAUUAAGGGAGUUACUCCAACAUACGGUGAUGGUUAUCAUGUUGGUGGGAGGAUGAGUUCGAUGCUGAUUAAUGUAGAUGUGAAUGUUCAAGCAGGAUAUCGAAAGCAGCCUGUGCCCAUUAUUUCUCUCAUGAGUAAGUUAGAUGGAAAGGCAAUAAUAGGGCACCCAAUCCAGGUUGAGGUCCUUAAGGAUGGUUCUUCUGAAACUCUCUUUUCUGCAAUUGAUGACUUCAGUAAUGAUGGGAUUGGUGUUGAAGGAUAUAGUGUGCUUCCGCAAGCUUGGAGGACUGCAAGGAGAACAGCAAAUUUCCGUAUCCCUCGCCCCCAUGUAUUGUCAUCAAAUGGUGCUGAAGUUGCUGUUGACUUUCCCUCUUUAGAUCAAGAACAAAACUUCGAUUAUAAAAAACUAAACACUGGAAGUUCCAUUCAUAAGGCAGGCCUUCAAAAAAAGAGCGGCGACAAAAAGUUCGCUAAAAAGGUGCCAAAGAAGUUGAGCCUGUCAUCUAACCAGAAAAUUAGAACUCUGUCCUCAUUAUCUACUGAACAUAGUCUUAGAAAUCCAUUGCAUGAUAUCAGUAGCUUUCAAACAGGUAGAUUAAUUAAACCAGAAAUCUCCGGUCCCCCCACAGUAGCUUGCAUACCAGUCCAAUUAGUAUUUAGUAGAUUACUUGAAAAGAUUAACAGGCCUCCAUUAAAAGUAGCUAAGUAAUGCAGCUUUGCUGAAUACUGGUUUGGAGAGAAAUUAUUAGGUUACAUGUACAUUGUUAUAUGGAAAAGAUAAUAAUCUUGGAGUGAUAGCACAAUUUAUUGAGGAUUUCUGGUUUCCAAGUGUAGGGAAAUCAUAUUCAAUUUGUUGUCUGCAUUUUAAGGAUUGAUAUGCUGUAUAGUUCCCUAUAUCCUGGUACCUAUUGAAGAUAAAUAAAAAAAGGUAACUUGGAAUUA
Molecule: messenger RNA, 2757 nt
Organism: Trifolium pratense (red clover)
Lineage: Eukaryota; Viridiplantae; Streptophyta; Magnoliopsida; Fabales; Fabaceae
Exons: 4
Coding region: 347-2524 (725 amino acids)
Source: RefSeq, a predicted model, not a curated record